AUGCCACACAAAGUGAACGACUCCAAUUCCACACUGGCAAGCAGAACCAGCAGCAACGAUCAGGUGGUCACCACCGAAGUCCGAAGUCUAACAACCAAUCCCGUCCGCAAACCUCCGGUGGUCGUCCACAACAAGGGCGGACGAAUAUACGAUGAGACGCGGCCGUCUGACUGGGACAAACAACGCUGGAAGUAG
Molecule: messenger RNA, 195 nt
Organism: Penicillium verrucosum
Lineage: Eukaryota; Fungi; Ascomycota; Eurotiomycetes; Eurotiales; Aspergillaceae
Exons: 2
Coding region: 1-195 (64 amino acids)
Source: RefSeq, a predicted model, not a curated record